AUGGCUCCCCCGUCAGCCGGAGUAACGAAGCGCAGGGAGCGCACAUUUGUGCGCACCCGCGCCGUCACGACGCCCAUCGCCGCCUACGCACCGCCGCCCCCACCGCGCCUCACCGGCGCAGGACUCCGGCAGUCCCCUUUCCCGCUGCCCCUACCCCAACUUCCGGGAGCAGGGGUUGCUGCAAGGAGGACUACAAUGCCGCCUGAACAUCUACAGCGACACCCACCGCAGCCCGCGGUGAGGACCACGCCGCCCGUCGCACUCUCCAUGCCCUCACUGGACAUGGAGACAACACCCCCGCGUUCAUACGCGGCGGUGUUAAAUACAAACCCAUCUUCGCCACCGCACGCGCCUCCUCACGCGCCUCCGCGCUCGAUUUUCCGGACGACGCCGACUCCACCGAAGCCUGCACGCCCUCAGCCGCCGCUCGCCCCUGCGAGCAAGAAGCUGCUGCCGAUAGUGGUAGACCAGCUACCCAACUGGCCACACCAUCUCCGCCAGUUGCGGGAUAUGCUGGGCCACGUCCCCAACGCGCGCCCGUACGGGAAGGGUAUUCGCUUCCUGGCGAAGACCGAAGAGGAGUACCGGCUCUACCAGCGCUACCUUGCCAGCUGA
Molecule: messenger RNA, 615 nt
Organism: Pectinophora gossypiella (pink bollworm)
Lineage: Eukaryota; Metazoa; Arthropoda; Insecta; Lepidoptera; Gelechiidae
Exons: 1
Coding region: 1-615 (204 amino acids)
Source: RefSeq, a predicted model, not a curated record